Molecule: messenger RNA, 2794 nt
Organism: Sphaerulina musiva SO2202
Lineage: Eukaryota; Fungi; Ascomycota; Dothideomycetes; Mycosphaerellales; Mycosphaerellaceae
Exons: 2
Coding region: 901-2568 (555 amino acids)
Source: RefSeq, a predicted model, not a curated record
AUCGCUGUUGUAAUGUCUUGUUUCACUACUCUCCUUACGCUGAAAUCGACCAGUACAGACUGAUACUCUCACUAUGGCUAACACUACGUUCAUUGCCACCACGAGCCGCGCCUAUCCCCUUGGAAACGUGCCGAAGACUCGGAUCCUCGAGGGAGAUACAUUGAUACUCCUUUAUAUCGAGAGUAUGCCAUAGUAGAGAGAAAUAAUUAGCUGAUACGCUAUUCUGCUGGCACCAUGCCCAGACAGGGGACAAUGUCGGCCACUCUUGGGCGUUCUUCGAAUUGAACUGGCAACCUUUCGUCCAUGGAAGGUGUAGUUCGUCGUAGACCAUCUUCUUUUGGAGUCCACGGAGUAGGCCGUUCCGCAAGGUCAGCUCGCAGAUCACGAUGGCACACCAUUGAGCCGUCAUGGUGCUUCUCCAAGCCUCCAGCAAUGCCGCACGGCCACAUCAUAUACCAGUCAAUCUUGAUCGGCAUGCCGAAGUCAACAUACCUCAAGCUUCCGACGCAAGGGUCGCACUCCAGCUGCUGCACUCCGCAUUGUCGAUUUCUCCCAUGCCGCUUUCACGGUACUAGGGCACGAUCGUUGUAGCACAUUGCGCCAAUGCCAACGAAUUGUCUGGGAAACAUGGUUCCUUUGGGAUCAUGAACUUCUUUGAGCAUCAUACCACCGCUGCGGUUGAGUCUCAUGCUGUGACUGCCAAUAUCCUAGGCAGUGAUUUUGAAGAAUGCAGGCUCCACACGCAUUGAUUGUGGUGAAAGGCUGCUGCAGGAGUUCAAAACAUAUAACCCGUUACCUUCAGCUCCAGUCCAUACAUCUACGCAUCAAAGCCAGACAUCGAUUGCCACCGCAUCGUACUCCACUCGUUCCUGACAGCAGUUCAGCACACUCUUUCCCAUCAUGGCUCCCAGUCCUCAAGGUCUCGGUCUCAGCGGCCUCACUGGCGUCCUCGGCGGCCUCGGCGGCGGCCAGGGAGCAGUCUCUUCGCUUGUUGCUGCUGUGCCCGCCAUCACCUCCACGCUUCCCGUCAGCGUGCCCGCCAUUGCAGUUCCAUCGGUUGUUCCGGUAGCUGGUACCCCUGCCAUCUCGGGGCUCCCCAAUCUCUCCAUCCCGACUGGCUCGGUCUUGGAGAUCACCAAGGCGAUCACAGUGCCACUCGCCUCGACUUCUCUGCUCGCGUCUCUGGCCUCUUUGCCAGUUAACUCUGGCCUCCCAGGCUUGGAAGGUGUCUUGGACGCUCUGAGUGGCCUUCCCCUCCCAACCGCCGCAUUGCCCGCUGAUCUUCCGCUCUCCCUGCUGCCAACCGACAUUAUUGCCCUUCUUCCGACUGAUCUGCCUCUGAGCUUGCCUCUCAGUGCUCCUCUCUCGCUUGUGCCAACCGCCAUUCAGUCCCUCCUCCCCACUGGUCUUCCAGCCGAUUUGCCGAUCUCUGCUCUUCCAAUCCAGAUUCCAUCACUGCCAACCGGUCUGCCAUUGGUUCCUCUCGCUGCAGUUUCCCCAGUACAGGAGAUUCUGGCCAAUCUUGGUACAACUCUCAUCACGACGCUGGCUGAGCAAUUGGCAAACAUCAUCUCCACAAUCGUCGCAGCUGCGGCCAAUGUGCCUCUUUCUGGGGCCAAUGUCACGGCGAUCACGCCUGCUGGCCGCAUGAAGAUGGCUGCUCCAGCUGAGGAGAAGCGUCAGCUCGACGGCUUGUUUGGGGGCUUGCUCGGCGGCUUGAACCUAGGAGCCGUUACUGGUGUGACAUCGGGCUUGACCGGUGGCCUUCUUGCCAAUAGCAAUCCUCUCUCUUCCUUGACCGGCAGCACUCUUGCGCCUCUCACCGAUGGCACGCUUCUUCCUGUCGGGAGCAUUGUCAGCGGCCUGACUGGUCAGAGUGGUGGUAGCCUUCUUGCUGGUCUGCAGGACUCGGUCGGCAGCAAUCCACUCAGCCUUCUCACCGGUCUGUUGUCCGGCCUCUCACUGAGCGGCGGCCCUCUCGGUAGCGUGACAGGUGUGCUUGGAAACCUCGGUCUUGGUUCCAUCAUCCUCAACAUCGUCGACACUCUCCCAAUCCCAGACUCUCUGAGCAGCAUCAUUGACGGCAUCGCUCAAGCUGUUGUUGCACCCGUAUCCUCUAUCCUGUCGACCGGCCAACUCACCCAGUUCUCCUCUGUCCUCAACCUGCUGAACCUCUUCUCCAGCCUGAACAUUGGUGACCUUGGUGCCCUCUCCAGCUUGACCAACCUUCCAGGCAUCCAGACCGCAGCUUCAGGACUCAAUACCCAAGACUUGCUAUCGGUCCUCGAGAUCUUGAGCAGCCUUCCUGGAGGCCUCGACCUCACAACCCUCCUCUCCGAUCCAACCAGCCUACUCACCCUUCUCGAGACCAUCGUGCCUAACGUGCAGGAUCCUGUGUCUUCUGCCGCCUUCGUCCUCCUCGGCGCAUUGAACUUGGGUAACCUUGGUGAACUGACUUCUUCUCUUUCCGGUGCUGCUUCCGGCUCCGGUACUGCUGGCUUGACCAGUGCGCUCGGUGGCCUUACUGCUGGCCUUGCUGCAGGUAUUGGCGCUUCUGCCAGCCGCUAAGACGUGUCGAUCCUGCCUGGCGGACGGUAUGGGGAACAAGGCGGUUGACGUCUGAGGAUUGGUAGCCCAGAGUGGAACAGAGUCCACGGUUGAAAAGAAGCCGCGUAAGGAUGUGGAGCAAGGAAAAGUCAUGACUUUUGGUCGGAAUGGUGAGGGAGACGAGCCGGAGCUAGAUAUGAUGCCGAUCAGAUUUGAGGAUAAUGUAACAGUAUGCCUCACAUCUUCC